CUUUUCUUAAUUAAAUCAGCCCGCUUCCUUAUCUGGCGUCCCACAAUUUGCGACUUAUGUUAAGUAUAUGUAUCAGCAAAACUUCACAAAUAUUGUAGAUGUUUCAAUGAUGUCGAAGUGCGCGCACAUUUUAGGCAUCAACCUGCGAUUUGGCUUCAGAACGGACGUGUGCUGUUCGCUUUCAAAGUUCAGCACGGCCUAUAAAAGUAGACAAGACUUUUGUGGGAAGCGAUCAAUGAGUGUACAGACCCAUAGGAAAUGCAAUGUGGUAGUUAUUGGGGGAGGAGCUGUAGGUGCGUCAACUGCAUUUUGGUUGAAAAAACGAGGCAAUAAAGAUCUCAGUGUGAUUGUGCUUGAGCGGGACCCCACGUACAAGGAAGCUUCCACGGUGUUAUCAGUCGGUGGAGUACGCCAGCAAUUUUCCCUAUCUGAGAAUAUUCAAAUGUCCAUUUAUGGCGCCGAAUUCAUAGAAAAUUCGGCUAAAUAUUUCGGUGAUGUGGAUUUGUGUUUUCGCCCACACGGUUACUUGGUGCUGGCCUCAGAGCAGUGUGCUGACAUUUUGCGGCAAAACUCCGAGUUACAAAAUGAGUUAGGGGCUCGCAAUGAACUUUUAACAGCAUCUCAAUUAACGAAGAAAUUUCCCUGGAUUAACGCUGAUGACGUUGCUUUGGGAUGCCAUGGAAUCGAAAAAGAGGGCUGGUUUGAUCCGUGGGCUCUUUUAGGAGGCUUUCGGAAUCGCGCUAAAGAUUAUGGUGCUGGUUUUCUUCACGGCGAAGUGCUCAAUUUUGAUAUACCAAACGGCUCAGAUAAACUCAACUCGGUAAAAGUGCGAGCCAAGAACAAUGAUAUUUGCACUGUUGAUUUCGACAUCUGCGUUUUGGCUGCGGGUGCUCGUUCCGGUGAAAUAGCUCGGCAAGCAAAUAUUGGCACUGGAGCCGGUGAUUUAUCGAUACCGCUGCCUGUUGAGCCACGUAAGCGGUUCGUUUAUGUUUUUACCACACAGGGCGACAACGCACCCGGACCGGGCACACCACUCACCAUCGACCUCGAUGGUACAUAUUUCAGAAGAGAUGGCAUGGGCAGUAAUUAUAUUACAGGACGCAGCCCGUCCAACCAACAAUUCGAGCCGCCAACAAACAGUUUGGACGUUGAUCAUGAAUUUUUCGAAACGGAUAUAUGGCCAACCUUGGCAAAGCGGUGUAGUGCAUUCGAAUCGAUCAAAGUUUGUGGAAGUUGGGCUGGAUACUACGAAUACAAUACCUUCGACGAAAACGGGAUAGUUGGUCCACACACAUACUAUAAAAAUCUCUACAUUGCGACUGGUUUUAGUGGGCAUGGCAUUCAACAAUCGCCGGCAGUGGGGCGAGCCAUUUCAGAGUUGAUACUAGACGGCCGCUUUAAAAGUAUCGAUCUAAGUCGCCUUGGGUUCGAUCGGAUAGCUGCCAAUAGGCGAAUGUGUGAGUCAAAUAUCUAUUAAUUACCUUUAAUAUAUGUAUGUAAAUUUGUGUAUAGGCUUAUAUGGUGGGAACGGUUUAUACGAUCUUGUAAUAUUUUAACCUGAAAUCGUAUGAAUAAAUAAAUCCAAGUAAUCUCUUAGUUUUGCACAA
Messenger RNA from Anastrepha obliqua, 1607 nucleotides. RefSeq names its product FAD-dependent oxidoreductase domain-containing protein 1. The record is from RefSeq and is a predicted model, not a curated record. Gene Ontology annotation, molecular function: oxidoreductase activity. The coding region runs from base 68 to 1477 and encodes 469 amino acids. The transcript is spliced from 3 exons. Gene Ontology annotation, cellular component: cytoplasm. Lineage: Eukaryota; Metazoa; Arthropoda; Insecta; Diptera; Tephritidae.